Olea europaea var. sylvestris is the source of this 1368-nucleotide messenger RNA. Its product is annotated as 11-beta-hydroxysteroid dehydrogenase 1B-like. Gene Ontology annotation, molecular function: oxidoreductase activity. NCBI's taxonomy places the organism in Eukaryota, Viridiplantae, Streptophyta, Magnoliopsida, Lamiales, Oleaceae. The transcript has 6 exons. Bases 103 to 1152 code for a protein of 349 amino acids. The record is from RefSeq and is a predicted model, not a curated record.
CCUCCUUUUGCCACUAAUUUAUUCGUGCAAAUCUACAUAUUUAUAUAUCCUUUAAUUUUUAACCUAAAUUCACAUUAGAACUCUACUUUCUUUUGUCAAGAAAUGGAAUUAAUUCACACAUUUCUAAACCUAGUGGUACCUCCAUUUACCUUCUUCACCCUUUUGCUUUUCUUGCCACCGUUCCAAAUCUUUAAGUUCUUUCUGUCAAUCUUGGGAUCCAUUUUCGCUGAAGAUGUUGCAGGAAAGGUUGUUAUCAUCACCGGUGCCUCCUCCGGCAUCGGCGAGCAUCUUGCAUAUGAGUAUGCUAAAAGAGGAGCGUGUUUAGUUCUUGCUGCGAGGAGGGAGAGGAGUCUUCAGGAAGUAGCAGAAAGGGCUCGAGAUCUUGGGGCACCUGAUGUUGUAGUGGUUCGUGCUGACGUUUCAAAGGUUGAGGACUGCAGAAGGAUUGUUGAUCAGACUAUGAAUCAUUUUGGUAGAUUGGAUCAUCUGGUUAAUAAUGCUGGACUUUUCUCAGUUUCUAUGCUGGAAGAGGCUGAAGAUGUCACUGAUUUCAGAGCAAUCAUGGAUAUCAACUUCUGGGGUUAUGUCUUCAUGACAAAAUUUGCAGCUCCUUACCUCAGAUACAGUCGGGGUCGAAUUGUUGUACUUUCUUCAUCUGCUUCUUGGUUGCCAGGACCAAGGAUGAGUUUUUACACGGCAAGCAAAGCAGCAGUUUCACAGUUCUUCGAGACACUAAGGAUAGAAUUUGGGCCCGACAUUGGGAUAACGCUUGUCACUCCUGGAUUCAUAGAGUCUGAACUUACCCAAGGCAAAUUCAUAAGUAAAGCUGGAAAACUUGAAGUUGAUCAGGAUAUGAGAGAUGUUAAUGUGAAUAUAAACCCCAUCCUGAGAGUCGAGAGCUGUGCAAAGGCAAUUGUUAACCGUGCUUGCCGGGGUGAAAGAUAUGUGACUGAGCCAGAAUGGAUUAAGUCCACUUUCUUUUGGAAGAUUUUCUGCCCAGAGGUGAUUGAAUUGAUGUAUAGAUUGCUUUAUCUCACCAGCCCGAGUGACUCCCCGAAGGAGGCACUUGGCAAAAAGCUAGUAGAUUACACAGGAGCAAAGGCAGUUCUCUAUCCUCAUAGUGUCCAAACACCGGAAACUAAGAAGGAUUAAGGUUGAACUGCUGAUGGUUGUCUAAUGUUCACAAGUUUGAGUUUGUCUAGAGGUUCUCGUGUCUUCUGUUGGUAACAUUGAGGUACCAAUAACUAUGGUUUGUACAGAGUAUAAUUUGAAUAAUUUUGAACAGACGUGCGGAAUAGUGCCAAACUGAUAUGCUCUGUGUUAAAGUGUGUUGGCCCGUCUAUGUUACAGGCGGCCUAUCCCAAGAAA